Molecule: messenger RNA, 10358 nt
Organism: Zeugodacus cucurbitae (melon fly)
Lineage: Eukaryota; Metazoa; Arthropoda; Insecta; Diptera; Tephritidae
Product: shootin-1
Exons: 7
Coding region: 765-7853 (2362 amino acids)
Cellular component (GO): eukaryotic translation initiation factor 4F complex
Molecular function (GO): translation initiation factor activity; mRNA binding; protein binding
Source: RefSeq, a predicted model, not a curated record
UUUUCCUUUUUUUGGGAAAAACAGUUUACAUCAAAAAUCACAAGACAACUUAAAAAUUUUGCAUUUUCUUGCCGUUUCUUCCUUCUUCCGCUUCGUUUCGUUUAGUUCAGUUUAGCUUUUGGUUUUUUAUUGUUCUCGAUUACAUUAUCCUCGUUCGUAUUGUGUUUCUUCAAAAGAAAUCAAAACAGAAUAGAAAAAACAAAAAGGAACAGAAAAUCGUGGCCGUUACUUUUGCGAAAUUGUCGCAAAGGCGACAAAAAAAUUUGUCGUCCUAACUUGCUCAUCAAUAAAACAUUUUAUUGUAACAUAAAAAGGCAAAAAAAAGUAAUAAACAAAAUAAAACCAAACCAAUUUUUUACACAAAAAAUAUUUGUAAAAAAUAAAGGAAGAAAGUUUAGAAUAGUGAAAAUUUGCAAAUCAAUUUGCAAUACACUUGUGACAAACGACGAUUUUAAAUAAAUAACAUUUAAACAUAACAUAAGCGAAUUAAUACACAAAUAAACGACGAAAAACAAUUUGAUACUAUAAGUAUUCGCGAAAAAAAUAAACAACUUGCCAUAGCAAAAAGUGAAAUAGCACCUGUUUAGCCGUGAAGCGUAAAGGUACAUUUGGCAGUGGGCUGCCAAACACAGCCUAUUAACGCAUAUUUUCUUGGAAGCUACUCAAAGAAUUACUUGUCUUAAGGUUCGAAUACGAAUUGCACCAAAUAUUAAUCAUAAAAGACGCAGCAACAACAAAGGAAGCGGUCUUUCAAAGAUCCUCCUAUGUUCCUUCAAACGGGAGGGGGUGGGAAGGGAAUACGCCCAAAUCAACAGCAUCAGCAGCAGCAGCAACAACAUCACCACCAGUCGCAUCAUCAGUCGCACCACCAGUCGCAUCACCCACACGCGCAACAACCGCAGCAGUCGCAACAACAGCAACAGCAGCAACAACAACCGCCGUCCGUACAUCACGGUCAUCAAGCGCCCCAGCAAACGCAUUCCCACCACCCUCACCAUCAGCAACAUCAGCAUCCCCAUCAACAGCAGCAACAACAACAACAACAGCAACCACAACAUCAUCAUACGUCGUUAGGCUACUAUUAUCAAUUAAGUCAAGCACAGCCGCCACCACCCCCCGCCCAACAUCCGCAAGCGCCCAAUAAUGCAACAGUCACAGCAUCACAAAUGGCCCCGUCACCCCCCACACAAUCCAAUUCAGCUGGCGGUGCGUCGUCUGUGUCCGCAACUCAAUCACACAGUCUGGUGGGGGGCGGUGGUGCAGGUAGUAUAUCCGUCGGCGGCGGAGGUGUCAGCGGUGGCAAUAGUGCCAGCGUCACAAAUAUCGUCAGACAACAUGCGGCGGCUGUGGCGGCGGCAACUGCUGCGGCCAACAACGGCGCCAAUAUGCAACAUUACGCGUCUGGGACGGCGCUCAUGCAACCGCCGGCGACGAGUACAGCAUUCGUGACCACCAACUACUACCACCAACAGUAUCAACAACAGACGGCGGCAGUAAUCGCCGCCGCCGCAGCGGCUGCACAGUAUAACAACAAUGCCGCGGCAGCAGCAGCAGCGGCUGCAAAUAAUCAUGGCGGACCAGGUGGCAAUACACAAACUGCGACAACGCUGUACCAACAACAACAGCAACAACAUCAUCAAGCACUACAUCAUCCACAGACAUCGCUGCAUACGCACUACUAUCAUACGGGCGCUGGCGCUGCACCAACGCCGCCACCACAUCUACAUCCACACCACCACCCACAGCAACAUCAAUUGCGUGGCGUACUAACAGCGCCACCACAUCAACGACAGCCACAAACCACAUACUUAUUGCCGGCAAACGCGAUCUUCGCGCUACCACCAGGUCCACUAACGGCUGCGCCCCGUACAUCACUGCUUGCGGCCGGCGCACAUCAACAGGCAGGCAGUGCGGCCGGUGGCAUGUCGGUUACACCGUUGCUCCAAUCGGGUGCACGUGGUGCUGCUGGCGGUCCAACAACGUAUAUCACUUCACCAUUCUGCCAACCGCCGUUGCCGAUGGGCGCAGCUGGUCUGACACCACCCCAACCAUUGCUGGCGACACCCUCCGCCAUGACACAGCAGGCGCUGCAAACUUAUGGACAUUUAGCUGGCGCUGCAGCUUCAAAUUCAUCGUCGACGACAUCACUGACUGCAGCUGGUGGCGGCAUUGUUGGAGGCAGUGCAGUUGGAGGCGCGGUUGGCGGCAGUGGCAUUGGCAGUGGCGGCUCAGAGACUGUCAAACAACGUAAACACGCUAUACCCAUAAUAGACCCAAUCACACACGAGAAUAUAUUGGACCCGAAGCCACAGAAGAAAAGCACUGCGGUAGAGGCAAAGCCUUCGCCUACUGACAUUUCGGCUGGUACACAGGAGAGCACGGUCAGCGCCAAUGAACCGCUAGAUAAAUCCAUUACUGUUUCCAUGGCAAAGACACCCACAGCGACAGCCGUUAUGGAGACAAAAGACGCUCACAGUGAAGGCGCCAUUGCAGUAGCGGUGAGUGUUGCGGUACAGAGUUCUACGUCGAAGGAGAAAAUCGAUCAGCAAAUGCAAACCGAUGCGGUACGCGAUCGUGAUCGUAGCGCAUGCAGGCGUGUGAGCGCAUACGAUGCGCAUGCGACCGACGGAUCGUCGCCUACUUCCCACAUCUCGGGUGAUGAGGACAAUGACAAUUAUGUUUAUGGCGACUUGAAAACUGCACGUGGCAGCGAUUCCAAUGCCGAUUCGAGUGAGACAGCCGUAUAUUUGAAUGAGGAAGAGCGCCAAUUUGAUGCGGGCGACGAACAAACGGGAAUGCAUGCAACAACUAGUAUACAUAGUGCGACCGGCGAUGAUGGCGAAGACAGCAAUUACGACGAAGAAUCAACAUCCUUGAUGCUGGACAAUGCAGAAAACGAGCAGGAAAACUCGGAAUUAUUAGAGGUCUACGAAGAGGCCCAAGACACACAACACCAACAACAUUUCACGGACAAUGAUUUGGAAGGCAAGUUCGCACUAGAUCGACAAGAAGAAUCAGAUAUUUCCGCAGUUACCUCGGCGACCACACUGAGUGGAGGCGAGGAGGACAACAACAAGUUUCAUUUAGGCUAUCAGCCAGAGCAAAUGUCUACAAUGACCGUGACAGUAUAUCCAGUGCUGUCGGGCCAGGGCACGAAAUUCGCGGAACUACAAACCGCAGACAGUGACACCUUGCGCUUGGACACGGCUAUGGAGUUCGUUCCUGCUUCAUCCACGACACCUGCAAAUGUGGCGAACUUACAACUUAAGACUACUAAAUCGAAUACUUCAGCCACUUCUGGCGUAACUGCAUCCACCAUGACCGGCCCACCACCAACUGCUGGCAAAUUAACGACACAAAAGCAUUCGCCCAACACUUCAGGUGCGUCAUCAUCGGCUACUUCGACACCCACACAUCAUGCCUAUACACAAUCACAACAAACACAGCGACAACAGUAUCAAUCACAGCCCCAACAACAACAGACACAGCAACAGCAACAACAACAAAGAAAAACUAUAACCAAUACAUGUACAGUGGCGAAUGUGCAAACAGGUGGUGUAGGUGGUGCUGGCGGUAGAUGCAGUCCAUCGAUAUCGCAGGGCGGCGCUACAGUUAAGGUGGUGCAAAAGAAGAGUCGCAAGGCGUCGAAACGCGCCAAGGAAAGCCAAAAGAAGCUCAAUAAACAGUGUGAGGUUAACAGCCAACGCGCGAAUGCAGCAACGCUAAGCGGGAGUAACAACAGCAGCAGCAGCAACAAUAAUAAUAAUAACAAUAGUAUUAGUAAUAAUAGUGGUGGUGGUGGCGCCAGCGGCGGCGGCAGUAGCAGCGGCAGCAGCAACAACAAAAGUAUAUUAAAUAAUGCCAAUAAUAUUAAUAAUAAUUUAGCAACUAAAAAUAUGACUACAACAACGGCAACGUCAACAACAUUAACAACAACCCAAAUCCCGACUGAUAUAAUUAAUGCAAAUAGUUCUAGCGAUAACGGUACUUUAAGAGAAACAACUUCAACAAAUUUACAACAACAACAACACCAUUCACAUCAACAACCACUACCACAACGUAGCGGCAGUGUGACAAAAAGUGGGAGUCUAACACAUGACACACCAACGCCAACGAACACAAAAAGUGAUUCCCUAACGGACAUACAUCAAGCGUCAGAGCGUGCUUCGCCUGCGCCCACAACACAACAACAACAACCAACUAAACAACAAGUCGCAGCGCUACUAGAAGCGCCCGGUCAACAAUUACAAUUCCUGAACAGCUCGUCAUCAGCAUGCGAGGACGAGGAGGAAAUGAACACACGCCUACAAAUGCUGGAACAAGAUGGUGCUGGCGUAGCGAACAAUGUGCAGGAUCUACGCUUUGGAGACUUUGUGGAAGAAAAGGAUGCACUAGCGCCGAGAUCACCAACAAAUGUGACACAACAACAACAAAUACAGUCAACUCAGCCAACCAAAGCGAGUUCACCACAAAAGGAUGUGACACAAAACAAGGCAGUUCCUUCAAAGGACACGGUCGACUGCAUGCUGAAUGCCAGCACGCCAACGCUUUCGAAGAACAACGGCGCACAGAAUGCGCGUGUUGCUCAAAAAGCGGUGAAUGCAAACAAAAAUAACAGUAAUGCUGCGGCUGCGAGUGCGAGUGCUCCAAUCAGCGUUGUCUCGCCGCCAAAGCCGCGUAAAUACACAUUGGACGAACUGAAGGCGCUUUCGAAGUCCAGCGAAGCGCGUAAACCGCCUAUGGUGUCAUGUCAACGCGGCGAUUGCAUUUCACAAUUGUUUGUUUCGCGUCAGCAACACCAUCAUCUCGCGCAUCACGCACACAAUAUGUCUUCACUGGCGCUGCAUCAGCAUCUGCAGCAGCAGCAGUAUCAGCACAUGAACUUCAAUGAAUCCAUGGAAUUGGUUAGCGGUAAGCGUGGACGUAGCGGUCAGACGAAAAAACAUCACGAUCACCAAUCGAGCGGUGGCGCCAUGAGCAGUGUGCUUAGUGUGGCGGCCGCCGGCGGUGCAGUAGUUGUGGGCGGCAUAGCACAAGUCGGUGGUGUGAUGAGCGCUCAACAGCAGCGUAAAGUUGACUUUAUACGCGUGCAAUUGUCGCUGAAGGAGGAGAUCAAGUUGUCCGAGUGCGAGAACGCGUGGCAGCCGGAGACAUUGCGCAGCAAAUCAAACAAUGUCUCGCCAUCGGGCGCCAACGAUGACAUCGAUGCGGUGCUGAAGAAGGUGCGCGGUGUGCUGAACAAGUUGACGCCUGACAACUUUGAUGUGCUGCUGAAAUCGAUGACCUGCAUCACCAUGAAUACACAGGAGAAAAUGCAACAAGUGAUGCUGUUAAUUUUCGAAAAAACCGUUAGCGAACCGAAUUUCGCGCCCACUUACGCCAAAUUUUGCAAAGUGCUUUUCCAAGAAAUCAAAGCGGAGAGCAAAUCGCUCUUUUCGAGCCUGCUAAUCAACCGCAUUCAACACGAAUUCGAAACAAAUGUGAACGAUGCUAAUGCGAAGAAACUGAAAUUGCAACCGUUGGUCGAUAAGCUAGAGAACUGCGAAGAAUCGAAAGAGCGACUAGAAUUGCAAGCCGAAUUGGAGGAUCAAGAAUACCAAUUUCGACGUCGUGCUUGGGGCACCGUACGUUUUAUUGGUGAAAUGUUUAAACAGCAAUCGCUGUCCAAAGAUCGUGUGUUCAUGUGCAUCGAAUCGCUGCUGGAACAUGGCUCCGAAGAGAAGUUGGAGUACAUGUGUAAGUUACUCACCACCGUGGGACAUCUGUUGGAAUCGGCCGAUAGCGCCAACAAUGCGCGCAUGGAUAAAAUCUUUCGCAGAAUACAGGACAUCAUACAUAAAUCGCGCAGCAAUAAGUCCGGAGCUGCGGGCAGCCACUUCAAGAUCAGCAGUCGCGUGCGUUUCAUGAUGCAGGAUGUUAUGGACUUACGCGCACGCACCUGGGAUCAUCAGUUGACGCAGGCGCAACAGCAGCAGCAACAGAUUGCACAACAACAACAGCAACCAACACAAAAACGUACAGCGCUCGGCGCUAAGCAAGACGACAAGAUGCAGAGCGGCAUCGGUGGCGGCAGCAGCAUGUACGACAAAAGCAAUCGGCUGGGCAACUAUGGCGGCGGCAGCGGCGGUGGGGGUAACAUGGGCGGUGGCGGCGGCAAUCAGGGCAAUCGACACUAUUUCCAAAAAUCACAAAAGUCACAGCAAUUCAUGCAACAGCACGAGCAACAGAAACUCAAUAUCGAUCCAAACAAAUUGAAAUUCACCAGCGAUGAGGUGACUCAGAGCACACCAAAACUCGGCAACUCAAUUAACUACCAAUGGCGUUCAUCGGGACGCCAAACGGCGUCGAAUGCCAGCGGCAAUACGCCUGCAACGCUGCUCAGUCUUAACACCAGCGCUUUGAAUGCGUCCAACGGCAGCGGUUUCAAGCGUCAAACCGCCAUGUUGGGCACUACAAAUGCAGUCUCACCAAUGGCCAACAAUCCAUUCCAGGCGCUCGAUAGACAAGAUAAAAUGUACGAGCAGAGCGUGAGUGAGGCGUCGUCACCGCAAGAACCGAAAGACAUACAAUAUGCAUUGGACAGCCUCGAUUUGCAGGACUUGAGUAAAAACAAAUGUCAAGAGCUGCUGAAUCGGCUGAUCGAGGAGCUCUUGGAUGCGAGCAGCAGUCGCCGCAACAACGCCAGCAAUAGCUGGCAACAAGAGGCGGUCAACGAGUGGUGCAACCUCAAUCGGCGCCAACAGAAGUCAUUGCUCAACUACAUCUUCACCGACUAUCUGCAUUUGACCACUGUGAAGCGUGCGCAACGCAAAGCCUGCGCCGCCAUAUUCGUGCAUUUGAUGCGCACCAAAGUGUGCGAACCACAACUGUUCAAUGUGGUCUACAAGGACUUGGCCGACGAACUGCCCGAUCUGCAGGUCGACGUGCCCAAUCUCUGGACCUAUGUAUUCGAAUUUAUUGGACCGCUAUUACACGAACAACUCUUGCAUUUCACCGACAUUUGGCUGCAGCAGUGGGCGACCGACACACACUUCACCAAACGUUUCCUAUAUGCGCUCAUCACCUACUUCACCACUGAAUUUGGCGCCACCUACACACGCGAACUGUGGAAUAAGGUUUUCAAAUUGGAGCAUGGCCAGCAAUUUAUGAGCAAUGACACGCAAUGGCGUGAAUUCAUCAACACACAUGGCUUUCAGUAUAUACACGAUCGCACAUACAAACCGCCACAACAGACUGCUACGUCCACGUCGACACAUCCUGCUGCCAUAGUGGAGCAGGUGAUGCGCAUUGAGUAUUUAUUGAAUGCGGUGAAUGGUUGCGAUCUAGCCAUAGACUAUAUAAAUACGAAUGUGUACAUCAACACACACUUCAUAUGCAGCCUUACGAAAUUCCUUUGCUGUGAUUAUGCAACUGUGAUGCCGACGACGACGACGACAGACUUGACUAGCAGCAGCACCACCGGCCGCUUGCGACAACUAGACACCGAAUUGUUUCGACACAAAUGCAUACCGCUACUGAGACGUUGCCUGGACGGACUCGAAACGCACGAGCUGGCUUGUCUGGACGCCGUUGUUGACGCCUUGCAGCAAAAUUACGACACACCAACUGCCAAUCAGCUGAUAUGUAGCGUAUUCGAUUUGAUUUAUGACAGCGAAGUGAUACCGAAGGAGUCCUUCGACAAGUGGUAUCGUGCCGAGCAACAGAGCGGUGCUAAAGAGACGACGGUUUCGACGAACAGCAAUGCGCUGUACUCAGCGGCAGUGGCCGGUCUGACUGCCACGAGCAAAGCGGCCAACAGUGGCGGUGCGCGACUGAAUGAUGAGCUACAUGCUUAUAUGGAGAAGUUGCUUUAGCGCCGUAGGCGCCAACUACGCACUGAUAAGUAUAAGCAGAAACCACAACAGCAACAACAACAAUACAGUAACGGCGAAGGAGUUGGUGGCAGUGGUGGCAAUGUAGGCCUGCCGAAAAAGCAACGCAACUAUGCGACGCUGCUAUUUCAGUGAAAUGUAGUUAUGCGCGGAGUACUGGUGUGGAGAAUUGGUGUGGAGAGCAUUAAAUCGAAAGAAAUCAUAUUAAAAUUAAUUAGAACAAGUAUAGGAAAAAUUGCAUAGACACAUUGGAUGGAAAUGUUGUGCUCAUAUAUUGUCGCCGCCAGCGUAGCAUCUCUACAUAAGACCCCCCACAACAACACAACAAUAAUUAAAGAGAGAAAGAGGAGAAAACAAAAAAAAAAAAAACACAUAAAACAAAAACAAUUAAAAUUUAGCACUGUACAUAUGAAAAAUGCAUAUUUUUAGCUGGAUAAACGAAAGACAUUAGAAAUGAAAGAGAAACAAAAAACAAACACAACAAACAAAAAAUCAUAGGCAAAAACGAAUACUAAAAACAAAAAGAAAAAGGAAAACAAAAAAAGAUGACAAGAAAUGAAGAAAGCAAAAAAUAACUAAAACAAAAAAAAAUUCAAAACAAACUACUACAUUAGCGUGUGUAUGUGUGUCUGCGUGUGUACAUAUUAGUAUGUAAGCUAUUUAACGAGGAACUUUUGAAAAGUUUUCGGUAAACAAAAACAAAAAACAUACAAUCCACUAUUAUUUGGUCUCAAAAGGCGUAUUUCAAAAAUCGUCUCCUAACAAUUUUUUUUUGUUGUUUUCUUUUUUUUUUUACUAACCUCUAUUUAUUUUACAACUUGACAAAAUUAACUUUAAUGCGCCAAUACUGGUUUUUGGCUAUCCCCUCCCCCACAUAAUUUAUUAAAAAUUAUUUUCCUCAUAUUUGGAAAUCCCCAAAGAGUAUUAAAGAGAAAAUCUCAAUUUUUUGUUGUUGCAAGAGAAAAAUGAAACUGACGUUUACACUUAUGCAUACAUAAUAUUUUUGUAGUACAAUUAGUAUAAACACUGUAAAUGAAAUAAUUAAAACGUAUAAUUUUGAAGCAUAGCAAUUAGAGUACACUCGAAUCUCGUAUGAAAAAAUGAAAGGCACAUGAGCGAACUCUGGUAGCAAGCAGAAAGCAAGUACACAUGAAAACACACGUCAUUAGAGGCGUGGCAACAGUGCUUAUUACGUUAUAACGUAAAGGAAAGCCAUAUAAUUUCUGUGUGCACCGUUAGACAUCAUUCCUAUUUUCGUAUAUAUAUAUAUCUAUAUAUAUUUACUUAUAUGUAAAUGCUUAAGCAAAUAUCGCCACAUUAAACGAGUAUUCACACGCACAUAAUUUAUAUUUAUCAUUUCAUAACAUAACAUUAGUCGCCUCUCAUACUCAUGCUCCUCUGCCUUGAAACUACUUUUCAAUUGGUCUAGGUCCAUAUUAGCCAUUCCAUUGCCACACUCUGACCGCUAAAAAGCAUAUGCAAACGAAGCAAUUUGUAGACUUCCUUUUAAUGCAUUUUUGUCUUUGUUUUGGUACUUUGGUUCUUUACCGUUAAGGUAAUGCUAAUGCUAAACAAAAAUUCAUCAUAUCACACACACACACACACAUCUGUUUAUUCCAUAUGUAUGUAUAAAAUCGCAUAUUGCAUUUGAGUGGUGCAACAAAUUUCAUAGUAAAUUUAAGUAUUUUUUUUUUGUUUAUUUAAUAAUUUUUUUGUUUAAGAAAAUUUUACGUUUAUAACUUGCUCAUAUCGAGUCAAAGAUGUUGAAACUAUUUGUCUGAAUUCUGUGAUCGGAAUUUUAUAUUUUAAUUGAAUCAAAAACGAAAUUAAUCAAAUCUCUCAAACCCACACACACAUACAUAUAUACAUAUAUACUACUUAUAUCAAUGUAUUAUAUAUACCGUUAUUAAACAUAAUACCAAAUUGGCAAUGUUUCUCGUGUAAUUGUUGAAUGAAGAAUAGUAGCGUAAAAUCGACGUAAUCGAAAUUGUAAGCAGUUCAGUACACAAGAUCACUCACUCCUACACACCCAUACCCACACUCACACACCAUAAAUGCACCGCAAGCAAAUCAAAGCAACACUGCAAGUGGAAAAAUAAUUCCGUAAAUUACAAAAGCGCAUACAGAAAUUCCAAAGGAUUGUUGUAACUUUUGUUUUCAAACUAACUGAAAAAUAAAAAAAAUGUUGUAAAACGUUCGAUGAUAAAAAUGUUUCAAAUAAAAAUAAAUAAAAAAAAAAAAACAAUAAUAUUUAACUAAUUUGAUAUAUACUAUAUAGAAAUUUUCAACUGGGUGAGAGAAGUGUGCUUUUUUAGUAUGAACCGUAUUCAAUUAGAGCUGAAAAAAUAUAUAAGAUGUACCCUGUGCGCUUCAAGCCGCCUUUAUUUAUUUUCUAUGUAAAACAUAAGCUACACACAUAGAUAUAUAUAUAUAUAUAUAUGCAUAUACAUAUACAUAUAUAAAGAAAAAUAUGUAUGUAUAAUUCAA